AUGGCGAUGGCGAAUUGUUCAAGUCUUUCCAUCAACGUUAACGAUUUAUUGCAUCUACAGGGUGUCGAAACCCAACGAGUGGAAUUUAAGAAAGCAUGGCACAGCAAGAGGGAAGGCGGGACAUACUGGCAAGUUAUUCACACAAUCUGUGCCUUCGCGAACGAUUUUUACAAUGAUAAUGGCGGCUACAUUAUUAUCGGUGUAGAGGAGAAGGAAAAUUGGGAAAAUGACGCAGGUAACCGCCAGAUCAUUCUUCCGCCUCUUGGUGUUCCAGCUAGGGACCUCGAUCGAAUUCAAAAGGAGAUCAUGGGCGCAUGUCGAGCGAACAUCAAGCCUGAAUACUUCCCUAUCCUUUCACCCGAAGUCAUUAAAGUGGAAGGAGGGAGGACGCAUGUACUGGUGAUCUGGGCGAUGGCUUCCGAUAACCGACCCCAUACGUGUAGGGAAAGCGAGAAAGGGGAAAAUCGCUACUACAUCAGGCGAGCUACAGAAACGAGGAAGGCUUCACCAGACGAGGAACGUCGACUGCUACACAUGCACGCCAAGAUUCCAUUCGACGACAGGAGGGCGUUCGACUCAGGUAGUUUAAAAUGAUGACUAUUUCUCCCACACGCCUUCUAUAUAAAAAAAAAAAAAGACUCAGAAAUUAUCCCCUGACCAGUUUGAAAAGUUUUAAUUGAAGAAACUUAAGGAGAAUCCAAUAUAUAUGUAACAUAGGUGGCAGAGCCGACAUCGGCGGCUUCAGGGUGCACAUUAAAUUUUUGCCCACAGACGACUUAAGAACUACCCAAGAAGCACCAUGAAACAGGAACGCCUAAAAAACUGCCAACUGAUGCAUUGUCACAAAUCGAUUACGAACACACUAGACACUAUGAAAAUUGCAAAGAGGUUCGCUUGUGCCAACAAAGGGCAUUUUGGAAAAUUUAUGUAAGGGUAUGCGCAUGGCUGAGUGGAAGAUACGCCCCCCACAUGUUUCAAAACGCUCCUCCGCCUCUGUGUUAUGCAUAACAGCAUACAUACAAAAUAAUUUAUUCCACGUCACGCGUAUAAAUCUUUGAUUAACGGAUCAGAAAACAUUUAACACCAAACUCAUAGAUGGAUUUCGCCCAACAGGAAUCCUUUUGCGACAUUCAUUUUGAUUUAUAACAGAUGCAUUCGAAAUCCACUGAUUUUGGAUAGAAAAUCCGGAAAAACUGCAUGCCCAUUUUAAUUUCCGGCAAGGCAAACUCACAACGUAAGGUCCGGUUCAGACGCCGAAUUCUUAAUGGGCCGAACCUAAUACAUUGAAUUAAGUACAUGGAAAGUUCGACGUUUGAAUCAGUUAGGAACGCCUGUUUCAAGUUGGAACGGCUCAGCCGCUCUUUUCGCCUAGUCCUGCCGGGAAUUUCGGCUUUGGAGCGACUUUAGAACGGCUUUGAUUCCGACGCCGAACUCUUCGUGUAUUUUGUAAGCAGUUUGACUGAAAUGAGCAUUUUUCUACUUUUGAAUUUAGUUCGGCUGGAAUUAAGAAUCAAUUCAGCCGGUCUAAAUAAUAUGGGUCGGCCAUAAUUCGAAUUAGGUUCGGCUCAUGAAAAGUUCGGCGUCUGAACUGGGCUUUAAUUAUUCAUCUUUACAGGGUAAUUCGACACUCAUCAAAUUUACGUAAUUUUAAUUUGGCAAUUAUUGCCAAAUCCGUAUCAGCCAAGAUGCUGUAGUAAAUACCCGCUUCAAAGAAACGGCGGAUUAGGAAUAUUUUUAGAGCAUCCAACCAUCAAAUUAUUGAAAAAAAGAAUUUUAACAAAUGAAUUUGCUUUUAAAGCUUUUAUAUCUGAAUUCAAAUUUCCCACUAACCCUGCUUUGAACAACCCAGCAUUUCUGUCAGGGACAUUAACUUUUUUAUCUAAAUUUUCUUUCCUUAUCAGGCUUUGGCAAGCAGCUUUCAGAGGGCGAUAUAGAUUUUGCACUUGUCAAGAGAUUCUUAAAAGGCAUUAGAAGCAAGUUAUAUCAUCAAGAAGAUAAGAAUCCAACUUAUUUUUAUCAGAGGUUAAAACUUGUGAGGCACAUUGGAGAUAGAAGAGAUGGUGACAUGCUGGUCCCUGUUUGGGCUCCACGAAAUGUGGCUCUUCUGUUCUUUCACCCAGCCCCUCAUGAUUUUUUUUCGGGUGCAAAAACUGAAAUUGCUAUAUACACCUAUGAAGAUGAAGUGCCAGAGGAAAAUCUUAUCACUGGGCCUAUUGACCAGCAAAUCGAAGAAACACUGUCUUUUAUUCUAACUACAACAAAAGAAGAAGCUGGUCAUGAAUUUGUGGCUUAUCCAUCGAGAGCUCUUCGGGAGGCAGUUGUUAAUGCAUUCCACCACAGAGGCUAUGAGGAAUGUGACAAUAAUCCUAUAAAGAUUCACAUCAAGCCAAACUGCAUUGAAGUCAUUAGCUAUCCAGGACCUGAUCCCACUCUCAAACCAGAGGACUUUACUGAAGGAAAGGAAGUACCAUGUGUUCCUUCCAGAAACAGAAGGAUUGCUGAAUUCUUGAAAGAAAGGAAAUUAGCUGAAGGGCGGUUUACUGGAGUCAGAACAAUUUAUAGAAGCAUGAAGAAAAACAACAAUCCCAAACCAUCCUUUGAGUUCAGUAAAACCCAGUUCAAAGUUCGCCUCCCCGGACAUCCUAAGUAUAUGGCAUACUCAAUUCGAAGAGAAGUUGACAAUCUUUGUGCAAAGGGAGACAAAAAUGAGGCCAUCAAGUCACUUAAAGGAUUCCUUGAUGAACAUCUUACAGAGGACAAUUCAUUUUGGGGUUCUGAAAUGCUAAUUUCAAAACUCUUGGAGUUAAAUGACAAUGACAUCAACCAUCCAAACAUUCAACCCUACAAACACCUUAUCUCUGACAAAAUGGAACGGCGCAUGCCCCUCAUAACAAAAUUAUGUAAAUGGUGUGUUAGCGAUGAAACCACAGACAUUUCCACAGGUGUUGAGAUCGUGAAGAAGCUUGUAAAAGAAGGUGCAAGGUAUGAAGACCUGGACUCUGUUGUAAGGAAGGCAGUGGAUUUAUGCACUGAGAAAAAUGAGAGAGGUCAACGGGUACUGCAAGCUUGCCAAAAUGCCCACAAGCUAUUUGAAGCAAUGGGAGAGUUAACCCAAACAAAUGGUUAUGUGGCAUACCAGUUUGCUUUCUGCAAGUUUAACUUGUACUGCAUGCAAGCUGUUUCACCAAGAAUAAGGCGAGACCUAACAGGUUACCUCAAAGAUGCAGAGGAUAACAUCAACAGAGCUAUACAGCUUACAAAUGAAGACUACAAGCACCAUCUGGCCAAUCAUUACCGUCAGCUUGGCUACAUCCAUUCUCAACUAGAGAUCAUCCGUAAAUCAACAGUAGAGCAAAUCGUUGCUUUCUAUGAAAAAGCAAGAAAGUACAACCCCAAGAUAGAGAUCAACCAGUUGUUCAUUCCACCUGGAUAUCAGUUCCGGGACAUGGGGAGCCCUACAAGUAAUGUCACAUCCUUGGAAUGGAGUGUCUCAUCAUAA
Porites evermanni is the source of this 3499-nucleotide messenger RNA. NCBI's taxonomy places the organism in Eukaryota, Metazoa, Cnidaria, Anthozoa, Scleractinia, Poritidae. The record is from the annotation of a GenBank genome assembly.